Molecule: messenger RNA, 1260 nt
Organism: Pleuronectes platessa (European plaice)
Lineage: Eukaryota; Metazoa; Chordata; Actinopteri; Pleuronectiformes; Pleuronectidae
Product: sialomucin core protein 24-like
Exons: 4
Coding region: 130-888 (252 amino acids)
Source: RefSeq, a predicted model, not a curated record
GCCCACUUUUACCUGCCUCCAUGCCAGCAAAUCAACUCUUCAGCCGCGGAGGCUGACUCACUGAAGCCAGGGAAGUCAAAGAAGUUACUGUUUUCAGUCAAAGUGACGACAAGAGUUUAGGACUCUGACAUGGAUACCCUCUCUGCUGUUUUGACUUGUUGCCUUCUGGCCAUUUCUUUUGCUGCGGUGCAAACAGUAGAAGGGCAUUCCCUCACAACAAAACCUUCUGUCUCAGACUACAUGACACAAACAACUGAAUUAAUGAUGUCAUCGCACACCACGGGAAACACAGCUUCUACAUCAAAAGUGAAUGAGAACACAACAACCGCGUUCAGCAGCACAACCUGGAACAAUGAAACAAUCAACCAAACUACAAUCAACCUGCAGACUUCUCAGUCAACCACCAUCUUGGCUCCUCUGACAAACAGCACCACCCUGACGACCAGCACGCCUGCUGCUCUCACUCCAACAUCGACUGUGUUGACAGUGCCCACGAGUGAGACCACAACAGGUUACACAAGGACUCCUGACACUACGGCAAUUACAAGCGCGAAUUCAACUCGCACUGUUAAUACGACUUCACAUUCAGUGGACGCAACCACACAAGGUUUAAGACUAAACAUUUCAGAACAGAACUUGACGAUUGUCUUCAGCGUGGUACUGGGAGUUUUUGCCGUGUCCCUGGUCGUAUUCAUGUUUCGAAGAUGCAGACAAAAAACCCAAUACUUGCAUCAGCCUUUAAACAACUCUGACUGCGCGGAUGCUUUCGUAGCCGAUGAUGACACGCUCGUAAUCUCUGGAGGACUUUAUGACGGCCAUCCCAUGGAUGAUAAUGCACCUGCAGCCCCAGACGACCAAUCUCGGUUUCGCCUCGAGUUCCUUCACUGAGACAGUUAACCCCCGUUUGAGACGUCACCCUCACACAACAAGGUUUCCUCAUCUACCAAUGUGAAGAUAAAUUUCUUCAUGUGGAAGGAAAAAAUGAGGAAGUCAUUCAAACAAGAGCUGAGCUGAUCUAUUUGAACACCUUUACUUAUAUCACUAUCAAAACGAGAACAGAUUUAUAUAUGUUUAGAUUUGAAUACAUAACUCCUACACCUCUCCCCAUACCAGCCAUAUAAACUAAACAUAGAACAUCAGUAACGCAUCAGGUAACAUCAGAGGUUAAAAGGAUAGAAUAUUAAAAACCCAAGAACACUGUUUAACCAUAACAACACUUCCUGAACGAAUGUAAAGAAAAUAAAAUUAUUAUUAUUAUUA